Lactuca virosa is the source of this 336-nucleotide messenger RNA. The record is from the annotation of a GenBank genome assembly. Lineage: Eukaryota; Viridiplantae; Streptophyta; Magnoliopsida; Asterales; Asteraceae.
AUGGAAAAGAAAAGUGAGAAAAUCCAUUUGGAGAAGCAAUCUAUGGAAGAAAAAUUGAAACAAUUGAGGGAAAAGAGUAUUGGCCAAAAGGGUAAUGAAGCUUUUGGGUCAGGAAAAGGAAAUGUAAAAAUUGUCUCUGAGAAGUUAGAUGAUUUUGAUCCACCAUUGACAAAAGAACAACAAGAAAAUCAAGCAAAGAGUGAUGCAUUUUUGGAUGAGAUUAAUGCUUUGAAUGCAAAGCUUCAUGUAGAGGAAGCUGGGAAGAAGAAUGCAGAAGAAAUUUGUGACAUCCCCAAAUUUGUGGUCAUUUUAAAAAAUUUAUUUAUGCUUAUUUAA